AAUUCCCAGUGCAGGAUAAUAGGCUCUAAGGUGGCUGGGGAGAGAGCGAGCGCGCGGGGGGCGAGCCGGAGAGAUCCGCUCUCUCACUCCCAAACUUUGAUGAUGACCAUGACUACGAUGGCUGACGGGCUGGAAGCGCAGGACUCCUCCAAAUCCGCCUUCAUGGAGUUCGGGCAGCAGCAGCCGCCGCAGCAGCAGCCGCCGCCGCCGCCGCAGUCCCACUCCCAGCAGAGCUCGCCGGCUAUGGCAGGCGCCCACUACCCGCUGCACUGCCUGCACUCGGCGGCCGGCUCGCACCCGCACCACCAGCACCACCACCACAGCUCGCCCUACCCCGCCAGCGGCAACUCCUACAACCACCGCUCGCUGGCCGCCUAUCCCUACAUGAGCCACUCGCAGCACAGCCCUUACCUCCAGUCCUACCACAACAGCAGCGCGGCCAGCCAGACGCGGGCGGACGAUGCAGAUCAGCAAAAAACAACAGUGAUUGAAAACGGUGAAAUCAGAUUCAAUGGAAAAGGAAAGAAGAUACGGAAGCCUCGAACCAUUUAUUCGAGUUUACAACUUCAGGCUUUAAAUCAUCGCUUUCAGCAGACUCAGUACCUGGCACUUCCAGAGAGAGCUGAACUGGCAGCUUCCUUAGGACUUACUCAGACACAGGUGAAGAUCUGGUUUCAGAACAAACGCUCCAAAUUUAAGAAGCUGCUAAAGCAGGGCAGCAAUCCUCAUGAGAGCGACCCUCUGCCAGGUUCCGCUGCCCUGUCCCCGCGGUCUCCAGCUCUCCCUCCAGUCUGGGACGUUUCAGCUUCUGCCAAGGGAGUCAGUAUGCCGCCCAACAGCUACAUGCCUGGUUAUUCUCACUGGUAUUCUUCUCCACAUCAAGACACAAUGCAGAGACCACAGAUGAUGUGAAUAGUCCAAGAGAAAUAAUCUAUCAAGAAGCCCUAGUCUCGACAUGGCAAGCAGUCCGCUGUCUUGCCAACGGUGCCAAUUUAACAGGCUCUGUGUGAACUUGUAUGUGUGGCAAGGAGACAAGGUUGGGGUUUUUUUUGUUUUGUUUUGUUUUGUUUUUUUUCUUUUAGUAACCUCAGUGAUUGAUCUGGAACAGAAAGAGACUUUUUUUUCCCAUGCUGGCGCACAUAAGACACUUCUCUUUAGGAUAUUUUAAUUUGGACUCGAAGGAACCAGCCUCGUCGCUUUGGAGUAUACUGUCAAAGCAAACUUUUUACAGACUUUUUCCCACGAGAAGAACCUGAGUAUAUCCGGCAACGUUUUUACUUGUUUAAUGAGCUAAAGAUAUUACUUGAUGAAAGGGAGGCUAUUCAAGCUCCUGCAUUUGUAUUCACCAAACCCAGACUGGAGGGGAGGGGGCGCGAAAGUGCUUGAAAAGGAAAAUAUACUGUACGAUUAAAACAUUACCACGAAGCAAAAACUGCAUGCUUUAUCAAAAUGGAAUGGACAGCAAGCAACCAAGAAGAAACCACUGUCUCUCCCUCAGAUCUCUGCCCCCAACUCCCCCCUCCCAAAGUCCCCUGAAAAUUAACAGGAAAAGGACAAAGGAGGAACCCACCAAAACAACCAUCCUAUGGCUUUGAAAGGUUCAGUACUUGAUUGGUGGUAUUCUCACCAAUUCACUAAGCUAUAGAGGCGUUUAUAUUGAGCAACCUUUCUGUAUAUAUUGCUGAAUUUUAGUUGUAAAUAUACUUUGUAUGUUUUUGUCUUCUUUCAUAUAUAGAGUAAAAGCCACA
This is a messenger RNA of Trachemys scripta elegans, 1748 nucleotides long. RefSeq names its product distal-less homeobox 6 (gene DLX6). NCBI's taxonomy places the organism in Eukaryota, Metazoa, Chordata, Testudines, Emydidae. Gene Ontology annotation, molecular function: RNA polymerase II cis-regulatory region sequence-specific DNA binding; DNA-binding transcription factor activity, RNA polymerase II-specific. Gene Ontology annotation, biological process: cell differentiation; embryo development; regulation of transcription by RNA polymerase II. The transcript has 3 exons. The record is from RefSeq and is a predicted model, not a curated record. Bases 100 to 912 code for a protein of 270 amino acids.